This is a messenger RNA of Lonchura striata (white-rumped munia), 3654 nucleotides long. The record is from RefSeq and is a predicted model, not a curated record. Lineage: Eukaryota; Metazoa; Chordata; Aves; Passeriformes; Estrildidae.
AGUGUCCCCCAGGCCAGCACAGCUGGGCGGGCUCUGUCGCGUUUGCAGCCCACCCCUGCUCCGUGCGGGAAUGCCCCGCUCCAGCCGGGAAUGGGAUGCGCCCUGCCCGGGGGGCUGCUGCUGCUAGCCGCCGGCUGCGGGCAACGCUGGAGAGAGAACUGUCUUCCCCAGGCACCGAUUCAGAGAUGGUUGCCAUUAAGGGUAUUGAAAGAGAGCUUAUCUGCCCAGCAUGCAAAGAAUUGUUUACCCAUCCGCUGAUCAUUCCCUGCCAGCACAAUGUCUGUCACAAAUGUGUGAAAGAAAUACUUUUUGCAUUUGAAGACUCCUUUGCUGAUGGAGGCUCUGAAUCCUCUAAUCAGAGUAGCCCUCGAAUUAGAAUCUCUGCUUCUAGCAUGGACAGAAUUGACAGGAUUAAUAGAUCAGUCUCACAGAGGAGGUCUUUUGGGUGCAGAGGCAGAAAACGAAAUUCACUGACUCCUAGAUCGACUCUGUUUCCUUGUCCAAGUUGCCAGCGGGAUAUUGAUCUUGGGGAGCGUGGCAUCAAUGGCUUAUUUCGCAACUUCACUUUGGAAACCAUUGUGGAAAGAUACAGACAGGCAGCCAGGGCAGCUGUUGCUAUUAUGUGUGAUUUCUGCAAACCUCCACCUCAGGAGUCCACAAAGAGCUGCAUGGACUGCAGUGCAAGCUACUGCAAUGAAUGUUUCAAAAUCCACCAUCCUUGGGGAACUGUGAAAGCCCAGCAUGAAUAUGUAGGACCAACCACCAACUUCAGACCCAAGAUUUUGAUGUGUCCAGAACAUGAAAUGGAGAGAGUAAACAUGUACUGUGAAAUCUGCAGAAGGCCUGUUUGUCAUCUUUGCAAACUGGGUGGAAGUCAUGCAAACCAUAGAGUAACAACCAUGAGCACUGCCUACAAAACCCUUAAGGAGAAGCUUUCAAAAGAUAUCGAGUACCUUAUCAGUAAGGAGAGCCAGGUGAAAGCUCACAUCACACAGCUGGAUCUGCUGCUGAAAGAAACAGAGUGCAACAGUGAAAGAGCUAAACAAGAAGCAUCUCAGAGUUUUGAGAAAUUAUACCAUGUCCUGGAAGAGAAGAAAUCUGCAGCUCUUAGGGCAAUUGAAACCUCUAAGAAUAUAAGGCUGGAAAAAUUGCAAACACAAGUGGAAGAAUACCAAGGGCUCCUGGAAAAUAAUGGCCUUGUAGGAUAUGCUCAAGAAGUGCUGAAAGAAACUGAUCCCUCCUGUUUUGUUCAAACAGCAAAACAACUUCAUGUCAGAAUCCAAAAAGCUACUGAGUCUCUGAAGAGCUUUAGGCCAGCAGCUGAAACCACUUUUGAACACUUUGUGGUGGACACUGCCAAGCAAGAAGACAUCCUUGGUGACCUGUCCUUCCAUUCCAAUGGUCUAGAAAUACCAGAAAUCAAUGAAGCGCAGAGCAGAAUGUACAACAAAGCUCUAAUCAGCUGGGAAUGCCCUGGGAAGACAGAGUCAGCUGAUACUUAUGUUCUUGAGUAUCAUAAACUUAAUAAAGAAGAGGAGAGUGUGACAUGGCAAAAGACUGAAGUUUGUGGCAAGAGCAAAGUAUUAUCUGAUCUUGAUGAUGACAGCAGCUACGCCUUUAGAGUUCGAGGCUACAAAGGGUCCAUCUGUAGCCCUUGGAGCAGAGAAGUUAUUAUGCGUACUCCUCCAGCCCCAGUUUUCAGUUUUCUUUUUGAUGACAAAUGUGGGUACAACAAUGAACAUCUCCAGCUGAACCCAAGAAGAACCUCGGUGGAAAGUAGGGCUGGAUUUCCUCUGCUUCUGGGAUCUGAGCGCUUGCAGGUUGGAUGCUACACAACCCUGGAUUACAUCAUUGGUGACACUGGGAUUGCCAAAGGGAAGCACUUCUGGGCUUUUACUGUGGAAGCCUAUUCAUACCUGGUGAAAGUGGGAGUUGUUCCUAGCAACAAGAUACAGAAAUUGUUCCACAAUACCCAUGAUGUGACCAGUCCAAGAUACGAGCAAGACAGUGGUCAUGACAGUGGGAGUGAAGAUGCCUUCUUCGACUCAUCGCAGCCUUGCACACUGGUCACUUUAGGCAUGAAGAAGUUUGUUAUCCCUGCUACACCUGCUGCUCCUAAGGAUCCAGCCAGCAGAAUCCUUCCCCUGCCAUCAUGCUUGGGCAUUUGCCUUGACUGUGACAGAGGCAGGGUAGGAUUUUAUGAUGCAGGCCGUAUGAAGUGCCUGUAUGAAUGUGAGGUGGAUUGCUCUGGCUUAAUGUACCCAGCGUUUGCUUUAAUGGGCAGUGCAGCAGUGCACCUUGAGGAAGCUGUCACAGCCAAGUACAGGGAGUACCAUGACGACAUCUAGUACAUGAAUCUCUUCCCAUUGCUGUUCUGAGACUGAAAAUGAAAGCAGAAGAAUUCUACCUUAGCUUUUAGUCCUGAUAAAUUAUAUUCUACUUACGUGUUGCUCACAAGCCUCUGGCCUGUGAUUUUUAAAAUAAAUGGUCCAGGUGCUUCCUGCACCAGAUGAAUUCUCCUGCCUUUCUUGUGAUCUGUGCAAUGCUAUUCUCCAUAGACUUUUUUUCCUGGGGGAAGCAGGAAAGAAGUCUGACUAGCAACCAAAAUUUACUUUUCAGGACUAGCAACCAAAAAUUACUCUUUGGGGUAGAAAUCUGCCUUUUAUUUAACUUAAGUCCUUAAAUAGUUGGUUUUGUAUUUAAUGAAUUCAAAGCUUAUGGUGUGUGAUUGCCAUUUGACGCUGUUGAGGCAGGGCGGUGUGAAAGGACUCCACAUCAGAAGGUUUGAGAGUAGAACUCUGAUUUAUUUCAAAUACAUCUCUCUUUUAUAGAGAAUAUUGUCUAGACGCAUUUUAUUGGUCCUAGACUAAAAACAUCUCACUUCAUUGGUGUGCAGUGAAUGAUGCACAGUGGCAGACCUUAUCUAUAAAGAAUGUGAACAAGAGAGAUAAAGAAUUAUUUACAUUCUUUCUCAACUGUUUCCCAGGCUUCUGCCUGGUUAGAAAGCUUUGUUUUCUCUCUGACUGAACUGAGAAUGUCUACAGCCAUUCUCCUUUUAAGAAAUCUGCCUGAAUGCCUCUACAGGGUUAGAUGCUUUCCAGUUACCCCUGAGCACCAGUUGGGCCUUUCAGCACAGAAUAGCAUAUAGAACUAUAAUAUGAAAGAGGAAGAAAUUAGAAAUGGUGUUGAAUGUUUAACUUAUACUUGGAAUGAUGAAGGUAAACUUAAUUCUGAUUGCAUGUUGUAUACCCUUAAUGUGAUUGUAAGUUAAAAUGCAAGUUCUGACACUCAGUGUCAUAUAGUUGGUGGCAUAAUGGUAAGUUCCUUUAUUCUUCCAGGCUUUUACUAUAAGCUAUCUAAAAGAAAGUGCAAUUGUACCUUAAAUGUCAGAAUCUGGAGUCAAAAAUCAGAAAGGUUUGCAUGUGUGAAUAAUAGUACCUGGUAUUUAGGCAAAGCAAGUGAGUUGCUGACAUGAGUAAUUAUAUGUGAAUUAAAAAAAAUAAAAUCAGGUAUUUCUUUUAACAUUUGCUUUUAUAGGUUAAUUUUUUAAAAUCUAGUAGCAGCUUGAAUUUUUCUUAGUAAGAAUGUUAAAAAUGCACUGGUUAAGUUUGGAGACCUAAUUUCUGCCUUAAAGGAUGUCUCCCUUCAAAUUUC